Messenger RNA from Loa loa (African eye worm), 345 nucleotides. RefSeq lists its product as hypothetical. The transcript has 2 exons. Lineage: Eukaryota; Metazoa; Nematoda; Chromadorea; Rhabditida; Onchocercidae. The annotation marks the transcript as partial. The record is from RefSeq and is a predicted model, not a curated record.
AUAUUAGAAAAUGUUCAAAUUGCGGUAAUGCGUAUGAUAUGGGAUAUUUCUAAUGAUAAUGAUAAUAAUGAUAAUUUCUGCCAUGCAAAAUUGAUGAUAAUUUCCGGUGAUAAUAACCUGAUAAUAAUUUUCGCCAUGCGAAAGAUGAAACCGCUAUACGCUGCAUACAUUGAUAUACCGAUGAAACGGAAGCAGUCCGGAAUGACAACAGUGAAAUUAUUCCUAUUAACCUAUUCACCGGUCAAAAGAACUUUUAACCGAAUUAGUAUAUAUCAGGAUAAUGGACGGAGUUUCAUGAAACAAACCGGAAUCGAUCCGUAUUAUACAACGAAAUAUCGAAAUUAA